Molecule: messenger RNA, 9531 nt
Organism: Ailuropoda melanoleuca (giant panda)
Lineage: Eukaryota; Metazoa; Chordata; Mammalia; Carnivora; Ursidae
Gene: KLHL36
Product: kelch like family member 36
Exons: 5
Coding region: 2920-4821 (633 amino acids)
Molecular function (GO): cullin family protein binding
Source: RefSeq, a predicted model, not a curated record
AGAAGUGCGGUGUCUUUCUGAUGAGUUCAUUCCUAUCGCGCAGACUGACUUUCUGUUCUUGGUGGAAGUGGUAAUCUCCUUAAUGAUGAGUAGAGAGGUAGCAGGGACACGGAAUGGAAAAUGUCCUAAACGCAGAGGGAUGGGGGGCGGAGGGGGGUCCGUUAGAGAUACACCUUGACUCACUUGUUGUUCGCCUCAACCUAAAGAGGUGGAUGGGCCAGAAGAAAAGCCAUGGGAUGUUUGUCCCCACGGGGCGGGGGCUCAAAAAAUCCGAAGGACACGUCCGUUGACAAGCCAGCGGCCGACCUCAUGGUGGGGGCAACAUGUUCCAAACCUGGCUGUUAAGGACCAAGAGUCUUCCCCCAGUCAUGACUUCUGGGACCCUAGGAGCAAGGGAGGGUGGGUUCCCCAGGGCUGGGCUACCAAACUGUGUCACAUCACGAUCACCCGGAGAAGGUGAGGGGGAAGGUAUCCAAUUAGCAAUGCAUAUGCGCAGCCCCCCAGACCUGCUAAAGUAAAAUCUGAGAGCAGGACCAGGGAAUCUCUACCUUCAGCAGACGCUUCAGAGGACUUGGAGCAGCCCCUGUCCCCAGGCUACUAGAAGGAAGGAUUGGGGGGCCAAUUUGCAGGGCAGUCUCUAUUUACACCUGUCCCUCUACAAAGAUUACUAACACCCUCUUUUCUUUAAAAGUGUUUCUUUUGGAGAUUAAUAAAUUUUACGGUUACCUUAGAUUGUGCAUUUUCAGUGGAGCUAGUAUUGCUCCCAAGGGGGCAAAAUUGAUUCUUGGGGGUGCAGAGAAAAUUCUACUCUUUUUUGUGGUUAGAGCACAGUCGUACAUAUGGUUCAUGCACAGAUACGCAGAAUAUAUGUGGUGUUAAAAUUCCACGGGAACCGUUAGGAAAAAAUAUCUUAAAAGAAGAUUGAAGAAAAGAUGAACAAAUACCACUUUAGGUAAAGGAGUUGUGAGCAGCCUAUGGAUUUGAGGGGAAAAAGGGACAGAGGUGCUGCAGAUGUGCAUGGUAGGAAAACGGGGUGUCAUUUGCAGGAGAGGUUGGUCCUCCAGAGAAAUGGGCUCCUGUUUCCAUCUGAGUUACCGAGGAGGCGCUUGCCAAGCCCGGCUUUAUCUGCUGUGAGAACCCAGAGAGGUCUCGCGGCUGCCUCAAAGAGGCUUUGUUUGGGACCCUGGCUACGGAGACAGUGUAGCUUUCUCAGUGUGAUAGAGCUAGAAAUCUGUGUCCCUUAAAGCCGCAUCCUGCGUUUGUUUCUGUCUGAACCUAUCCCUCGGGUAGAUUGUAUUUCUGUUUCUAACGUUGUGUAUUAAAGAAAGAACCCAAGUGGUAAGCGUAACUUCGGUUUUCCAGACGUUAAGCACAUCUGUGUCGCCAGCACCCGAAUUACAAAAGAACAUUGCCAGACCCCCCCCCACCCGGCCCCUCCCUGUCCCCAGCUUCGAGGACUGGAGUUUUGUCUGCCCUUGAACUCACUGUAAGUGGGACUCGGGGUAGGUACGCCCGUGUGCCUGGCUCCUUUCAUGGGUUAGUACACUUCCGAGGUCCAUCCCGGUUUUUGUGUGUAGUGGGAGGUGGUUCCUUCCCAGUGUGCCCGCGUCUUCCCUUGCUGAAGGCCUCUGUUCAUUUAUCUGCUCUGAAAUGUCUUCAUCCGUUUUGAUGGUGAUUAUUUUUUUGUAUGAAAUACCCCAUACCUGCUGCAUUCUGGCGAGGUUAGCUGCUGAGAGGCUGUGUUCCUUCACCCGCCUUGCCUUGCCUUGCCUCUGAUGAAAGCACUAAAAUAGGAAAUCAGCGAAUAGGGUUAAUACUGUCAAAGAACGUUGGGGUCAGGCCUUCCAAAUCAUAGGCAACGCUGCGAGACUGUCACUGAUGUCCCUUUAAAAUUGGGCAGUCACGUUUGUCUGGUUUUUUGGAAGUUUUCAUCUUUGCAGCUACACGAAAAUAACCAGAAACGGGUUGUAGUUGAGACCUAGGUGAAGACUGAAGCGUGCCUACUUAGCAUGGAGACCCAGUUUUAGAAAGAGUGGCUGCCCUGCUCCCUGCCCCGGCUCCCUGGAGCAGAUGGCCCCCUCGGCAGCUGUCAUCUGGGCUGUCCCCGCCCCCCGGGGGGCUGUUUCUCUUUUUACACUGCAGAUGGGGGUCCUGUGUGCACCCAUUUAAGUGUGCUGGUUCCACAUCCCCACCAGCCUAGAGACAAGCGGGGGUCCAGCAUGGGCAGCCUGCCCACUUGAUGCCCCUCACUUCUCGGGCCUUUGAACCUUUGCUGUUACGAGAUAGCCUGCAUGGCCAUAGGGCUUUUAUACUUCCUUCCUUCAGUCCACACCCGAGAGGGGCCCUACGCCAGGGUGCGUUGGAGCCCAGGCCAUUUCUGCUUCAACAGAAGCCCAGACCAGGCCAGCCUGGCUCUCUGUGCCGUAACCAGAAUAGACCGGAGACCGUGUAUGGGACCUCCGAGAAACCGUCCUGUAAUGUAAUAGUGGUAGAGCCUGGCUGUUGGCACUUGGAAGGGAAGGGAGCUCGGGGCAGUAUCUGUCUGUGUCCUCAGCGGGGUGUGAGAACGUUGGCUGCAUCUGUGAUCUAGAUGCGGUGAUUGGCGUGGGAAGUGGCAGGACCCAGAGGGACUGGUGGGAGAUAAAGUAGCGUGAUCACACCUGCGUUGGAGGAGGAAGCAGAGAAGGAGAUGAGCCCCAUGCAGUAGGGCACGGCUUGAGAGGAGACCUGCAGGAACCCAGGGAGCCCUCAGCCUGGCUCCCCACUCCCAUACCACUUCCCCUUGCAGGCUUACAGCCCAGCCAGCCCUUUCCUCAAACACCCUCAAAUAGGCCAGUGACCUCGCGGAUGUGUUUGGACAGCCUCUGUCUCCCUGUGCUGAAUUUCGUGGUGUUUCCAAGGUAAAUAAGUCAAGCAAGCAUGCAGAUCCUGAACUCCUGGAGCCUAAUUGGUCUUCCAAAGAUGGAGGAGCUGCUGUCUCGGUCUGACGGAUCUUUGCAUCCUCCAAAGCACAUGGCAGGCAUACAGCACUCGGUGUACCGCUGGGCCGACCACUCCACCACGGUGCUGCAGCGGCUGAACGAGCAGCGUCUCCGCGGGCUCUUCUGUGACAUCGUCCUGGUGGCCGACGAGCAGCGCGUGCCGGCCCACCGCAACCUGCUGGCCGUGUGCAGCGACUACUUCAACUCCAUGUUCACCAUCGGCAUGCGCGAGGCCUUCCAGAAGGAGGUGGAGCUGAUCGGCGCCUCCUACAUCGGGCUCAAGGCCGUGGUGGACUUCCUGUACAGCGGGGAGCUGGCGCUGGACGGCGGCAACAUCGACUACAUCCUGGAGACGGCCCACCUGCUGCAGAUCUGGACGGCGGUGGACUUCUGCUGUGAGUACCUGGAGCAGGAGGUGAGCGAGGACAACUACCUGUACCUGCAGGAGCUGGCCUCCAUCUACAGCCUCAAGCGGCUAGACGCCUUCAUCGACGGCUUCAUCCUGAGCCGCUUCGGCACGCUGUCCUUCACGCCCGACUUCCUGCAGAACGUGUCCAUGCAGAAGCUGUGCGUCUACCUGAGCAGCAGCGACGUACAGCGCGAGUGCGAGCACGACCUGCUGCAGGCCGCCCUGCAGUGGCUCACGCAGCAGCCCGAGCGCGAGGCGCACGCCUACCAGGUGCUGGAGAACAUCCACUUCCCGCUCAUCCCCAAGAACGACCUGCUGCACCGCGUCAAGCCGGCCGUGUGCUCGCUGCUGCCGCGGGAGGCCAACUGCGAGGGCUUCAUCGAGGAGGCGGUGCGCUACCACAACAGCCUGGCCGCGCAGCCCGUCAUGCAGACCAAGCGCACGGCGCUGCGCACCAACGAGGAGCGCCUGCUUUUCGUGGGCGGCGAGGUCUCCGAGCGGUGUCUGGAGCUCAGUGACGACACCUGCUACUUGGACGCCAAGAGCGAGCAGUGGGUCAAGGAGACGCCCCUGCCGGCCCGGCGGAGCCACCACUGCGUCGCCGUGCUGGGCGGCUUCAUCUUCAUCGCCGGCGGCAGCUUCUCCCGGGACAAUGGAGGGGAUGCGGCGUCCAAUCUUCUUUAUAGGUAUGACCCCCGCUGUAAACAGUGGAUCAAGGUGGCCUCCAUGAACCAGCGCCGCGUGGAUUUCUACCUGGCCUCCAUUGAAGACAUGCUGGUGGCCGUUGGUGGCCGGAACGAGAAUGGAGCUCUUUCUUCGGUGGAGACUUACAGCCCCAAGACCGACUCCUGGUCCUACGUGGCCGGCUUGCCAAGGUUCACCUACGGCCACGCGGGCACCAUCUACAAAGACUUCGUGUACAUCUCGGGGGGCCAUGAUUACCAGAUUGGCCCCUACCGCAAGAACCUGCUGUGCUACGACCACCGGACAGACGUGUGGGAGGAGCGGCGGCCCAUGACCACGGCGCGCGGCUGGCACAGCAUGUGCAGCCUGGACGACAGCAUUUACUCCAUCGGCGGCAGCGACGACAGCAUCGAGUCCAUGGAGCGCUUCGACGUGCUGGGCGUCGAGGCCUACAGCCCGCAGUGCAACCAGUGGACCCGUGUGGCGCCGCUGCUGCACGCCAACAGCGAGUCAGGGGUGGCCGUCUGGGAGGGCCGUAUCUACAUCCUGGGCGGCUACAGCUGGGAGAACACGGCCUUCUCCAAGACCGUGCAGGUGUACGACCGCGAGAAGGACAAGUGGAGCAAGGGCACCGACCUGCCCAAGGCCAUCGCCGGCGUGUCCGCCUGUGUGUGCGCCCUGAAGCCGCGGCUGGAGGACAAGAAGAAGAAGGGCAAGGGCAAGAGGCACCAGGACCGGGGCCAGUAACCCCCCUUCCCCCACUAUCCCCCCCACCUGCCUCUGGCUGGGACCUGCUCCCCGCCACCACCUGCCAGAGCGUCUAGACCAGCAAGGACUUCGUAGCAUCCUGGAACCAUGUACUCCUUAGCAGCUUUUUUACUUUUAUGAUUCUUGGUAUUUCUAUGAUAUCAUAGUAACCAAUUAAAUAUUCUAUAUAAUUUUACAUAUUAUCUUGCUUGAAUAAUUAAACCUGGGCCCAGGCAGGAAAUAUCCCUUCAUCUCUGUGCAGGGCUUCUUCCCUUAUUUUGAGUCUCCCCAAGGAUGCCCCAUCCCCGUCCCCCUGAGAGUACCUAGGGCAGGGGUUAUGCAGAAAUUUUUGUAAGUGAAACUAGGGGCCGUGGUGCGGAGAUUGCAGAUCCUCCAGUCCACGCCUCCCUCAGCUUGGCUGAGCCUUUAAACAGAUUCCUGGGCCCCACCUCAGAAUUAUCCAUUCUGAAACUCCAGGAGUAGGGGCAGAGGGGCGUGCCUGAAAUUAUAACCCAUUCCCGGAAUGACUGAGCACCGGCCAUAUUUGGCAAUCAUGGGCAAUGUAAGGUGCGUUCAUGUUUAUGAGUGGGGACUCAGAGACCCCGACAGGGUGAGUGGGCUGCCCACUCACUGGACAGUCAGGCAAGACCUGGGACUUCUCACCAGGGAGAUGUUCCCACCAGGAUUUCCUGAUCCAGUGACAUUGUUUCAGAGUAGUCCCAUUUUCUUGAUUAGUAAUCUUCAUGAAUUCUAAAAGGGUCUAGGUAAUCAAGGAACUUAAAAAAAGGCAUGAAACUCUUAGAAACAUUUAUCUGUAAUUUGUGGGGGGUUUUUUUCUUUUUUUUUUUUUCCUGAACCCAUUGUUUUCUUAUGUUACUGACAUACUGAGCCCCCAAAAUCUAUGUUCAUUUCUCAGGAAGAAAAAAUGGGCAUCCUAGAAUUUGCCAUUGUUUUCUCUGGCUUGGCUCCAAGAAGCCCUCGAGAGCCCCUCCAUGAGCGAGUUUUACUCACUAAGGAGGAUGUCAGGUACCCCCCCAACCCAAACUCAGUUGUUUUGUGCUGCUGGGCAAAUUCUUUAACAAGUCUUAGCUGUUCCCUCAUUCAUCACGCAGUGGGUCAAAAUCACCGCCUCCCAGGGCUCGGCUCCUUCAGUCUGUGUAAGCUAUUAAUGUGUAUUCAGCACCUCCUCUUGGAUGCGUGACCACGCUACACUGUGUCCUGCGUCCUGCACGUGUCACUUAACAGGGCGUGCCCUCGGAGGCGAGCUGGGGACUCCUGCCCCGGCUGCUGUGGACACAAGGACGUGGGAAGAGAAGCCUGCUUGGCGAGGUAGGCGUUCACGAUCUAUGCCUUGACAAAGAUCAGAGUGCAGAGGUGAGAACACCUCAAGGUUUAUUGUUAACCUUGGUUUUAGACUAUGAAUCUCCGUUAACUUAUUUCUUUAAAAAAAAAAAAAAAGAUCUCUUUACUUCUUUCCUUUCCCUUAAAGGGUUACUGUGAUUUUGAGUGGCUUGGGCGUUGAAAGCUUCACUACCUGAAUCCACGCCUUCUGUCAUUAGUGGUGCAAGCGGUCUGCUGCCCGUGGAAGUCCCUAGAGGCUUACAAACUGGUGAGAACUUCUGCAAGGCAUGCAAACAAUCAAACCAAAAACUGUGCACUCUUCUUGGAGCUCCACAAUACUUCAGUGUAUUAAAGGCUCUGAGAAGUCCCGCGUUAACUGUUAACCUUCCAUCAAUCCAGAAUUUCCAAGCUUCUGUGAGUCCAAAACCCUUUUUUGUCUCAUACCUUGUCCAGCCCUCCACAAGACAUGUUUUGCAGAACUUCUGCCAACUUUGGGAUAACUUACCCCCUUCCUAUUUCAGGAAAGAUGUUAUUAUUGGAGGACCCUUUAGAAGGCAUGGAACCUGUGGUCUAUUCUAAGUCAUAAAGAGGUGGUUGUUCAACCAGAGUCCAGGGGCAGGUGGGGAAGAGCACAUAGAUUCCACGUGUGCUUUGGGGAGCAGGAUGGCUUUGACCUUGGGAAGAGGAGAGCCAUCAGUUUUUAGCUUAAGCCAGCUGUUUUGUUUUUGACUACCAUGACGUGUCCCCGGAUCCAGGUGCAGUGCUGGUCGCUAUUCAAAUUCUCUUGUGCCUUGUGGAUUCCGUACGAUGUCCCGCACCUCGUACUUCGUGGUGUCACUCUUGCUACUCUGGAGGCAGUCUGUCAUUUACGUCGUUGAGGAUCGGAUAUCAUUAGGGUCGGGGGUAUUCUUUUAAAAGUACAGUUGACAAGCUUCUUCUCACAGACCGGCUUCGCAUGGUUGGUGGUGGCGUCCCUAUGCUAAGAAAACCUGUUGAGCGUCACGACCCAUGGGCAGCAGCUGCGUCGACGCCGGGCAGCACGGUGGUGGGACCCAUGGAAGGUGGCUGCUGUCCCCGUCGUUAAGGUGCAGUCCCCCUGCUGUGCUGUCCAACUGAGAGUGGGAGAAGAUCCUGUUGACCCCCACGGGCGGCAGCCGGGGCAUGCGUUCCUGCAGAAUCACAGUGCUGUGGUUUCCAAGCCCAGUGACAAGGUUGGGUCCCUGCAGCCGCCGUCUUGAGCCGCAGCAGCCCCGCCUGCUGCCCUUGAGAACCGGGAGAACACCCGGAUCGUUUCUUUUUGUCUUUCGAAUAAGCAUAGUGGGCUUUCAUUCAGAUUUUGGGGGUUUUUUUCUCACUUUUAAAGAACUAAAGUUUUCACUUCACGUGAGUUGUACGUGUUGAGUUUUGUUCACCCAAGUUGGAACCCUGUUUGCUUAAGACAUAAAUGUCAUACCAGAAGGGAGGAGAAGAGAAGGCUGAAGAGUCCUGGUCCCUCACAGUGGGCUUCCUGCUGUUUAAAUAUACAGAGGUUGUCUUAGCAACAUGUGUGCGGCUCCGGCUCAAUCGGCAUUUUUAACAUUUUAGAUGUUAAGUGUUAACGUUUUAGCGUUUUAGAAAGACUGCCAGGUAGGACUUGCAGAUCUCGAUCUGAGCAGAAAACCUCCUGUGUGUAACUAUAUUGCGAAUGCCCCUCCCCUUGCUCUUUAAUGAUAAGGUAACCUCACGGUGACUUAGUAGAAACCCCAGAAGCCAACCCUAAGGGGUUUUCAGUUUGGGGUGGAAACCCAAAUGCCAAAGGGAGUGGGGUCCCAGUCCCUCCUCUGAGCUCCACGGUCCCACUCUGGGAGCUCAGGUGAGUUAACCUGCGGUUCAGAGUGCGUGGCGCCUCGGCCAGGUGACCUGCCAGUGGCUCGCAGCACUGUGGGGAGUGGAAGACCUCCACCUCUGCCCCCACCCCCGCCCCUUCCUUGAGCUAUCAGGCUUCAUCUACCCUGGUCCUCCAGGGCAUGUGGCUUAGCCAGCACCUGCCGAAGCCUUUGGCUGGAAUCUCAGAGCACCAGCCCUACCCUGGAGGGCAUUUCCAUCCUUGGCAUCUCCGUGGAUUCCGAGUGUCUUCAGAGGGCAGGGGAGGGGGCGGUGUCCUGCCCUCCAGCAUAAACCUCUGGAGUGUGGGCCAGCGCCACAGGCCCUCGGACAUCCUGCCCCGUGUGUCUGCCAAGCCGGGCAGUUUUUAAAGUUUUUUGAAAUGUUUUAAUACUUUUUGAUACCAUUUGCUAAUAACCGUUUUGUAGGUUGCUGCCAGGGUUUUCCACUUCAUGCCCCACCCCUCACCCCCACUCCCUUGAGCUUGCACUAGACAGCAGGUGCCCUGGGGUCAGCGCUGCCACCAUGCCCGCCUCCAGUGGCUUUGUCUUGGUUCUUGCUUUUGUCUGGGGCUGCGAUCUGAUACACUCUUGAAUUUUGUAAGGUCCCGCCUGGCCCCACCCGGCUGGGCUCGUCCUGUGACGAUGACCGCCUUAGGCCCCCAACUGAGCAAGAGGGCACUGACCUGCCGAGAAGACAUUCUCAUUCCCUUAAGAUAUUGGGCGUUUCUCCCAAAGCGCCUCCCUCAGCGGUGUGCACAGAGGUGAAACCAUCCCUGAGGACUGACCCAUGUGUCAUACGGGUCAUUGCUCAACCCAGGGCUUGCCCGGGUCCCCAUCCGCUCCCGUCCACCCCUCUUAAAGACAUUUCAACACAAAGUCUGUAACAGUGAACCACCGUACACUUUACAGAAUUACUGCCCUCAGCUGGGGAGUGAAUUCUGCUCUGUUUUAACAGGAAUAGAAUCUGCUCUGUUUUAACAGGAAUAGAAUCUAUGGCUUCUGAGGACGUGUUGGGGUCUGAAGAAUUUGUCUCUCAGUUGCCUUAGUUAAAAGAGGUUAAUGAAUGCACAAAUGUGGUGGAACGGGGCAGAGGGGAUCAACCUUCCUGUCCAUUUUCUUUGAGAAAAGGAGCUCCGCUUCUCAGAGUGACUUGAUGCCCUUAUAGGUUGGCUUGCAGUGGAAAGAAGGAAGACUCAAAUCCUUUGGGGUCAACUGAAGUCAGUCAUCACCACCAGUCCCCCCACCCCCCUUUCAAAAUUAGUAAGAUAUUUGACGAUUAAGCAAUUCACUGGGUAUGUUCUGGCUACUAAUGUUACCAAAACCUGUAAUUGUGUGUGUGUGUGUUUUAAUUUGUUGCUUUUGUAUUUGUAAUUUUAUGACACUCGAAGGUUUUCUGUAUCUUACCUCUUUUUAAUUAAUUUUCUGCACGUUGAUUUUUUUCUUUGUUUUUAAUUCCAUACAGAAUAUUCAAUUCUCAAAACACAUUAAAAUGAUUUGCCUGCUA